AUGGCAGAAAGCUCAUCCUAUCUAGAAAAGUUCUCAGGCAAUGAGAUCCAUCAGAGAUCCUAUAAUACCAAUCCCGAAAAGCCAGGCAGAUGGCAGAACUUCAAAGACUCGUUCAAACGUGUGAAUGUAGAAGAUGACAUCGACCCCGACCUUUCGGAUAUCGAGAGAGCCAAUCUUCUAACGUCGAAGCUGCCACUUAAAAGAAAGCUCAAGUCCAGAAAUAUCACAAUGAUUGCGAUCGGGUCCUCCAUUGGAAGUGCUCUUUUUGUGGGUUCCGGCUCGGCUCUUAGUACGGGUGGACCCGGUGGUAUAUUGAUUGGCUGGACCAUAACGGGAUUGGCUAUCUUCACGACAAUGCAGAGUUUGGGAGAGCUCUCUGUAGCAUUUCCAGUCAGCGGCGGCUUCAAUCUUUAUGCCAGUCGUUUCAUUGAUCCCUCUGUUGGAUUUGCUGUGGCCUGGAAUUACUUCAUCCAAUUCUUGGUUUUACUCCCGUUGGAGCUCGUGAGUAGCUCUAUUACCAUGAGAUUCUGGAAUACCUCGGUGAACCCCGACAUCUGGGUUCUUAUAUUCUACAUUGUCGUCUGCUCCAUCAAUAUGAUUGGCGUAAGAGCCUACGGAGAAGCCGAAUUUAUCUUCUCUUUGAUCAAGGUCACUGCAGUAAUUGGAUUCAUUAUUGUCAGCAUCGUUCUUGCUGCGGGCGGCGCUCCAAACGGAGUUCAUCACGGCGCUGAGUUUUGGCACAAUCCUGGAGCUUUUGCCAAUGGCUUUAAGGGUGUGGCUUCUGUGUUCGUUACUGCUGCUUUUGCCUAUGCUGGUGUUGAACUUGUCGGUUUAGCUGCAGCUGAAUCUGAAAACCCAAGACGUGCAUUGCCCCGUGCUAUCAAACAAGUGUUCUGGAGAAUUUUGAUGUUCUACUUGGUUUCCCUCACGUUGAUUUGUUUCCUUGUUCCUUACAACUCUGACAGACUUUUGGGAGCAUCAUCUGUGGAUGUGACUGCUUCUCCUUUUGUCAUUGCCAUCGAAAGUGGUGGUAUUAGCGGAUUGCCUCAUGUUAUGAAUGCUGUCAUUUUGAUUUCCGUUAUUUCAGUGGCAUCUACCUCAGUUUAUGCUUCGUCUCGUACGCUUACGUCGUUGGCUGAACAAGGUUUGGCCCCAUCUUUUUGCGCUUACAUUGACAGAGCAGGCAGACCUUUGGCUGCCAUCAUCAUUUGCAACAUUUUUGCCCUUCUUGCAUUCAUUGCUGCCAGUAACAAGGAAGCCGAAGUGUUUGACUGGCUCAUGAGUAUUUCAGCAUUGAGCUCUAUUGCAUCAUGGAUUAGUAUCAAUUGGGCCCACAUAAGGUUCAGAAGAGGUCUCAAAACACAAGGCAGAAGUACCGACGAAUUGACCUUCGUUGCUCAAACCGGCGUCAUUGGCUCUUAUCUUGGUGGAACUAUCUUCGUUUUGGUGUUGAUUGCCCAGUUCUGGAUAGCAUUGUUCCCAGUGGGCGAGAAGUCGAGUGCUUACAAUUUCUUCUUGUCGUAUUUGGGUGGUGUCAUCUUGAUUGUGUUUUACAUUGGUCACAAGAUCUGGAAGAAAAACUGGAUCUUGCAAAUUCCCUCUAGAAAGCUUGAUCUCGACACCGGACGCAGAGAGCCAGAUUUAGAGCUUUUGCGUGAACAGCUCAGACAAGAAAAAGCCUUUUUACGUGGGAAGCCCUGGUAUUACAGAUUUUACCGUUUCUGGUGCUAA
Molecule: messenger RNA, 1731 nt
Organism: Candidozyma duobushaemuli
Lineage: Eukaryota; Fungi; Ascomycota; Pichiomycetes; Serinales; Metschnikowiaceae
Gene: GAP5
Product: Gap5p
Exons: 1
Coding region: 1-1731 (576 amino acids)
Biological process (GO): amino acid transmembrane transport
Cellular component (GO): membrane
Molecular function (GO): amino acid transmembrane transporter activity
Source: RefSeq, a predicted model, not a curated record